This is a messenger RNA of Elgaria multicarinata webbii, 5640 nucleotides long. RefSeq names its product DNA topoisomerase II beta (gene TOP2B). The transcript is spliced from 36 exons. Gene Ontology annotation, molecular function: DNA topoisomerase type II (double strand cut, ATP-hydrolyzing) activity; ATP binding; DNA binding. Gene Ontology annotation, cellular component: nucleus. Lineage: Eukaryota; Metazoa; Chordata; Lepidosauria; Squamata; Anguidae. Bases 384 to 5315 code for a protein of 1643 amino acids. Gene Ontology annotation, biological process: resolution of meiotic recombination intermediates; sister chromatid segregation; DNA topological change. The record is from RefSeq and is a predicted model, not a curated record.
AGGUGGAAGGGGCUCGCGCUGUAUGAGUGCGCGCGCGCGCGCGCCGCAAGACAAGAGUGAGGGUCUGUAAGAACGGGGGGGAUUCGUCUCGUUGUGCGAAUGUGUGUGCGCGCGCGCGCAUUAGCGUGAGGGGAACCUUGGGGCUCGCUUGAGUGUGUGUGGGCGCGCGCUGGAUGGGGAGAGAUCUUUCUCUUGUGUAGAAGGACACCCGGCCCCCCGCGCCUCCCCCCCCCCUCGAAUCUGCGGUGCAUGAGAGAAGGGUGCGAGUGGGUUUGCAGUCUUGUGCCGGCCAGGGGUGCCUUCUCCCCCUUCCCCCACCCCACAUUUUCUUUUUUUAGCCUUUUAUAUUUACAACUAUUUAUACUGAGGCAAAGGCCAAAAAAAUGGCAAAAUCAGGAGGCGGCGGCGGCGGCGGCGGUGGAGGAGGAGGAGGAGGUGGAGGUGGUGGCGGCGCAGGAGGCGGCGCAGGAGGCGGCAGCGGGGGUCUAACCUGGGUGACGCUGUUUGAUAAUCAGAACAAUGCUUCAAAAAAAGAAGAACCUGAACACACGAAUAAAAAUGAUUCAAAGAAGUUGUCUGUUGAGAGAGUUUAUCAGAAAAAGACUCAACUUGAGCAUAUUCUUCUCCGACCUGACACAUAUAUUGGUUCAGUGGAACCUUUAACUCAGCUGAUGUGGGUGUUUGAUGAAGAUAUAGGAAUGAAUUGUAGAGAGAUUACCUUUGUUCCUGGCUUAUACAAGAUCUUUGAUGAAAUUCUUGUAAAUGCAGCUGACAAUAAACAGAGGGAUAAGAAUAUGACCUGUAUCAAAAUAUCAAUUGAUCCUGAAUCAAAUAUUAUAAGUAUCUGGAAUAAUGGAAAAGGUAUUCCAGUUGUGGAACACAAGGUGGAAAAGAUGUAUGUUCCUGCCUUAAUCUUUGGACAGCUGUUGACUUCCAGCAAUUAUGAUGAUGAUGAGAAAAAAGUUACAGGUGGUCGCAAUGGCUAUGGUGCAAAACUUUGUAAUAUAUUCAGUACGAAGUUUACAGUUGAAACCGCUUGCAAGGAAUACAAACACAGUUUUAAACAGACUUGGAUGAAUAAUAUGAAGAAGACUUCUGAUUCCAAGAUUAAGCAUUUUGAAGGAGAUGACUAUACAUGUGUGACAUUCCAACCAGAUCUUUCGAAAUUUAAGAUGGAAAAACUUGACAAAGAUAUUGUGGCCCUUAUGACAAGAAGAGCUUAUGAUUUAGCAGGAGCAUGCAAAGGGGUCAAAAUUUUGUUUAAUGGAAAGAAGCUACCUGUGAAUGGCUUCCGUAGUUAUGUUGAUCUUUAUGUAAAAGACAAGUUGGAUGAAACUGGAGUUGCUCUGAAAGUUAUCCAUGAACUUGCAAAUGAACGCUGGGAUGUGUGUCUCACUUUAAGUGAGAAAGGGUUCCAGCAAAUUAGCUUCGUGAACAGUAUUGCUACCACAAAGGGUGGUAGGCACGUUGACUAUAUUGUUGAUCAAAUUGUUGGAAAAUUGAUAGAGGUGGUGAAGAAGAAGAACAAAGCUGGUGUUUCAGUGAAACCAUUCCAGGUAAAGAACCACAUAUGGGUUUUUAUUAAUUGCCUCAUUGAAAACCCAUCUUUUGAUUCACAAACAAAAGAGAAUAUGACACUCCAGCCUAAAAGUUUUGGAUCCAAAUGUCAAUUAUCAGAGAAGUUUUUCAAAGCAGCCUCCAACUGUGGUAUUGUAGAAAGUAUCCUGAAUUGGGUAAAAUUCAAGGCACAGACACAGCUGAACAAAAAAUGUUCUUCAGUGAAAUACAGCAAAAUCAAGGGCAUUCCAAAACUUGAUGAUGCUAAUGAUGCUGGUGGCAAACAUUCCUUGGAUUGUACAUUGAUUUUAACUGAGGGAGAUUCUGCCAAGUCUUUAGCUGUCUCUGGCUUAGGUGUCAUUGGAAGAGAUAGAUAUGGUGUGUUUCCACUCAGGGGUAAAAUUCUCAAUGUUCGGGAGGCAUCUCACAAGCAGAUUAUGGAAAAUGCAGAAAUUAACAACAUCAUAAAAAUAGUAGGUCUACAAUACAAGAAAAGUUACGAAGAUCCGGAAUCUCUGAAAUCAUUACGAUAUGGCAAAAUUAUGAUCAUGACUGAUCAGGAUCAGGAUGGAUCACACAUUAAAGGAUUGCUGAUCAAUUUUAUUCAUCAUAAUUGGCCUUCCCUUCUGAAACAUGGCUUUCUUGAAGAAUUCAUUACUCCAAUUGUAAAGGCUAGCAAAAACAAGCAGGAACUUUCCUUCUAUAGUAUUCCUGAAUUUGAUGAAUGGAAAAAACAUAUGGAGAAUCAUAAAGCAUGGAAAAUAAAAUACUACAAAGGUUUGGGCACCAGCACUGCUAAAGAAGCAAAAGAAUACUUUGCAGAUAUGGAGAGACAUCGGAUUUUAUUUCGAUAUGCUGGUCCUGAAGAUGAUGCUGCCAUUACGUUGGCCUUCAGUAAGAAAAAAAUUGAUGACCGAAAAGAGUGGCUGACGAAUUUCAUGGAAGAUAGAAGACAGCGUCGGUUGCAUGGAUUGCCAGAGCAAUUUCUAUAUGGUACAGCAACAAAGCAUCUCACUUACAAUGACUUUAUCAACAAGGAGCUGAUUCUUUUCUCCAAUUCAGAUAAUGAGCGAUCAAUUCCAUCCCUUGUUGAUGGCUUUAAACCAGGGCAGCGCAAGGUUUUGUUCACUUGCUGUAAGAGAAACGAUAAACGUGAAGUCAAAGUUGCUCAGCUUGCUGGUUCUGUUGCUGAGAUGUCAGCUUACCACCAUGGAGAGCAAGCUUUAAUGAUGACCAUUGUCAACUUGGCUCAGAACUUUGUGGGAAGUAACAAUGUCAGUUUACUACAGCCUAUUGGUCAGUUUGGUACCAGGCUUCAUGGUGGCAAGGAUGCUGCAAGUCCUCGUUACAUCUUCACUAUGCUAAGUCCUUUAGCAAGACUGCUUUUUCCUGCAGUGGAUGAUAAUCUUCUUAAAUUCCUUUAUGAUGAUAACCAGCGUGUGGAGCCUGAAUGGUACAUUCCCAUCAUUCCCAUGGUCUUAGUAAAUGGUGCUGAGGGCAUUGGUACAGGAUGGGCCUGUAAAAUUCCAAACUAUGAUACCAGGGAGAUUGUGAACAACGUCAGACGAAUGUUGGAUGGAUUGGACCCUCACCCUAUGCUUCCGAACUACAAAAAUUUCAAAGGUGCAAUCCAAGAACUUGGUCAGAACCAAUAUGUUGUGAGUGGAGAAAUAUACGUGGUUGACAGGAAUACAGUAGAAAUUACAGAGCUUCCAGUUAGAACAUGGACUCAGGUUUACAAAGAACAGGUGUUAGAACCAAUGUUGAAUGGGACUGAAAAAACACCAGCAUUAAUUUCAGAUUACAAGGAAUAUCACACUGAUACAACUGUGAAAUUUGUUGUAAAAAUGACAGAAGAAAAGCUUGCUCAAGCAGAAGCUGCUGGACUUCACAAAGUUUUUAAACUUCAAACAAGUCUAACUUGUAAUUCUAUGGUGCUGUUUGAUCAUAUGGGGUGUCUGAAGAAGUAUGAAACUGUGCAGGAUAUUCUGAAGGAGUUCUUUGAUUUACGAUUAAAUUAUUAUGGCUUGCGCAAGGAGUGGCUUGCAGGAAUGUUGGGGGCAGAAUCGACCAAGCUUAAUAAUCAAGCUCGCUUUAUUUUAGAGAAAAUACAAGGGAAAAUUACCAUAGAGAACAAAUCAAAAAGAGAUUUGAUUCAAAUGUUAGUCCAGAGAGGCUAUGAAUCUGACCCUGUAAAAGCCUGGAAGGAAGCACAAGAAAAGGCAGCAGAAGAGGAAGAAAUGCAGAAUCUGAAUGAUGACAAUUCCUCUUCCUCAGGAUCUACCUCAGGCCCAGAUUUCAACUACAUCUUAAAUAUGUCUUUGUGGUGUCUUACUAAAGAGAAAGUAGAAGAGAUAAUUAAACAGCGAGAUUCAAAAGGAAAGGAUCUUGGUGACCUCAAGAGAAAGUCUGCUUCAGACCUUUGGAAAGAAGAUUUAGCAGCUUUUGUAGAAGAGCUUGAAAAAGUAGAAGCUCAGGAAAGAGAAGAUGUCUUGGCUGGGAUGACUGGUAAACCUAUAAAAGGCAAAGUUGGUAAACCCAAGAUGAAGAAACUUCACUUAGAAGAGACCAUGCCAUCACCAUUUGGUAGGAGAAUAGUUCCACAAAUUACAUCUGCUAUGAAAGCUGAUGCCAGUAAGAAACUGCUUAAAAAAAAGAAGGGGGAUCUUGAUACUAUAGCAAUAAAACUGGAAUUUGAAGAGGAAUUUGGUAGCCCACCAGUAGAAGGUGCUGGAGAAGAUUUGCUUAAUAUCUCUGUCCCAGUGACUAAGACCCCUAAGCCUAAGAGAGAGAAGAAAGAACCUGGUACUAGAGUGAGAAGAACACCAUCUGCCACAAAGCCUAGUAGUACAAAAAAAGUGAAGAAGCGAAAUCCAUGGUCAGAUGAUGAAUCCAAGUCUGAAAGUGACUUGGAAGAAAAUGAACCUGUGAUUAUUCCAAGAGACUCAUUAUUAAGAAGAGCUGCAGCUGAAAGGCCUAAGUACACCUUUGAUUUCUCAGAAGAGGAAGAUGACGCUGAUGAGGAUGAUGAAGAUGCCAACAAUAAUAAUGAUCUAGAUGAACUGAAAGUAAAGGCAUCUCCAAUCAUCAAUGACAGAGAAGAUGAAUUUGUGCCCUCAGAUGGUCUAGAAAAGGAUGAAUAUGAUUUCUCCCCAGUUAAAUCAAAACCUUCUCCAGAGAAGAUUUCCCAAGACAAAAGUAGUGAAGAAUUUGGAAACCUGUUCACCUUUCCUUCUUAUUCUCGGAAAAGCAAUAUUGAUACAUCAAAGUUCGACAGUGAUGAGGAAGAUUCAACACCUGUCUUCUCGUCCUCAUUUACCCAGAAACAAACAGAGAAACCUUCAAGUAAAACAGUAGUCACUAAAAAAGCAGCAAAACUGCCAUCAGAUGCUUCCUCUAAGCCGAAAAGACCUCCUAAGCCUAAGAAGAUGGAAAUAAUAAACUCUGAUUCAGAAUCAGAAUUUGGCAUUCCAAAGAAGGCUGUAACUCCCAAAGUAGGAAAGGGCAGGGGAGCGAAGAAAAGGAAAGCAUCUGGUUCCGAAAAUGAAGGUGAAUAUAACCCUGGGAAGAAACCAUCCAAGUCAACGGCAAGCAAGAAGCCCAAGAAAGCCGCCUUUGACCAGGACUCGGACGUAGACAUCUUCCCAUCGGACUUUGCCUCUGAAACAGCCUCCAGGCCGCGGACAGGUCGGGCUAGAAAAGAAGUGAAAUAUUUUGCAGAGUCUGAUGAAGAUGAUGAUUUUGCUAUGUUUAAUUAAGUGCCCAACGAGCACCCAAACUUCCAACAAAUAUCUUAUGUUGUCCUUUUGUCCCUUUCUGUCGCAGACUUUUUGUACAUUUGACUUAUUUUAUGUGAUGAUGUAAUUGAUGGUUUUUAUUAUUGUGUGUAGGCAUUUUAACAUUUUGUUCUUACACCUACAGUUUUAUGCUCUUUUUUACUCAUGAAAUGUCAUGUAUUUGUCUGACCGGCUUGUAGAAAUGUUCUAGAAAGCUGUGCAAAAGCACACAUUUUAAUUGUCAUGGUUGCAAACUGCAAACCUGCUUUUUGAAAUGAAGUUUAAACAUUAAAAAAAUAUAAAACCA